Messenger RNA from Corythoichthys intestinalis (scribbled pipefish), 8950 nucleotides. RefSeq names its product testis expressed 2, like (gene tex2l). Gene Ontology annotation, cellular component: endoplasmic reticulum. Bases 267 to 3371 code for a protein of 1034 amino acids. Gene Ontology annotation, molecular function: lipid binding. The transcript is spliced from 12 exons. NCBI's taxonomy places the organism in Eukaryota, Metazoa, Chordata, Actinopteri, Syngnathiformes, Syngnathidae. The record is from RefSeq and is a predicted model, not a curated record.
UUGGUGAGCUGUGAUUCUCAGCAAUGCAUGACACAUCUGGAUACAGGCAUUUGGCUUAAGAGGAGGUGUGUGUGAGAGAGAAAGAGAGAGAUGGUGAAGGAGAGUGUGUGCUCUCAGUCUCCUCCUUAUUCCACAGUCCUUGCACACCCAAAUGGAAGAUGGAUUUAUCAAUUGACCAAUGUGGCUGUCCGGUGGAUCCCAUGCCUGUGCACAACAUGAACAGACGGUGACUCUUAGGUGUCUUGGUUGUGUGAUGUAGUCACGAAAUGGCAGAGAGUGGAAGCCAUUGGGUUCAAGGAUGUGAAGAAGAUGCAAGAGGAGGUGGCAGAUCCCUCUCGGAUGCCCGCAGCCCAGAUGUUGUCCCAAACUCGAUCGGGACAAAGCGGCAUCUCCCUCGAGGGAUUGUUAUCCAGCUGACUGGAACUGAGGGAGAGUGGAGUAGCCUAGAUGAGAGUGAGCUCAUAUUCUCACUCGACCAUGAUGAGUACUAUCCCUCGGUGUCACAUUCAAGUCAAAAGCAGAUCUCGGGUGACGAUGACAGAAGAUCGCAGCCACAAGCAUUCCACGUACCACUUUCACCGUCGUCUCCUGGUUCUUUGGGUAAUUUAUCCGCCAUGAGCCCCACCUUCCUCUCCCCAGGCUCUCCUUCGCCCACUCAUCGGCCCUUGGCUAGUCUAGUGAAGUCCCUCUCCACAGAACUUGAGCUGAGAGAAGGCUCCACACUCCGACCAAAACCCCUUCUAAGCCUCGUGAAGUCCAUCUCUACAGAGCUCUCCCGUUCGGAGCCAGAGGUGUCGCAGUCCAAAUCAGACUCGCGCCUCAACCUCCACUUAUUGAAACAUCUUACGCAGCCCAAGAUCCGAAGUGGUGGAGAUUCUCGGACAGCGCCUCCAUCUCCCAGCACUCUCUCUCCCAGUGGAGAGGGUCUUAAAGGAGGCUUCUUCAAAAUGGAGCUCGAGGACACCAAGAGAAAACUCUCAGAGGCGGUUCAUGAACCGUUGAGUAGUAUGCUCAACAAGAUUAGGAAAGAUGAUAGCACAGGCAGCCCCAAACACCAUUGUAAGGCAAACUCGGCCAUUUCCAGAGGAUUGCAUCGGGAAGGUAGCACAGACACGGGGAUGUCAGAUUCUCCACUAAGGAGUGGUGGCAGGAUAGAUGGGGAUGUUUUCAACUGGCCUCCAGUUAAAAAUCCUGGUAGAAGCCCUAGAAAUACCUGUCCUGUGCAUCACUGCAAACAUCUCAGUGAUGAAGAGCAAGGGUUUUACUUGGAUGGAGACAUGACGCAGGUUUUUUCCAACAAUGCUCAGCCACAGUCCAGGAAACCUGCUGAAGUUGUAUCCAGGACAACUUCACUUCACUCUCCACUUCACGCAACCAAUCCUCCACCAUGCAUGAGUUUAUUCUGUGUGGCAGUAUUAUCCUACGGUUAUUUUACCCUACCUCUAAAUCCGUACUUCUCUGGCCUGGCUCUUGGGAUGGCAAUGGGUUUCUUGCUCGGACUCUUGCUGAUUAGAAUGGGCUCUUCUAGGUCUCUUUGUUUAGCUUCUCCAAACCGACCACUUCUGGGAGAGGGAAUUCUAGGAGAUUGCUCUACUGAACCAAACAUCCUCAAGGGUUGGAUGAACGAGGUUCAUGAUUACGACCCAGAGACGUACCAUUCAGCACAGACACACUCUGUGUUUGCCACACUGGAGGGAUCCUGUCUCCGACUCGACACCCCCCAGUCUAACAUCAGUCGCAGGGCCAUUUACGACGAGAGAAUCAGCGAGUCCAUUUUCAUAAAAACGCGCACCUACCAGCUGGAAAAGAGCAAAGUAUUCUUGCUGCCGUCUGUAUUGGCUCGGAAGCGCCUAUGGAACCCCAAAUAUCCUAUCUGCAUCAAACUGCCCAGUGGAGUAGAUUCCCAGGAGGAGGCUAAACAAAAGUCUGAGGAGAAGCAGUCAAGCAGUAGCUCAUGCCAACGUUUUUCUGAACCACUCUGUAACCCACCAACAACUCUUUACCUCUUUGGGCGCACGGGGAGAGAAAAGGAAGAGUGGUUUCGUCAUUUCCUGCUCACAACUACAGACGCACGACAAGAAAGGGACCAGGACAAACCAAAGCCUGGUGACCCAGUACUGUCACAGGCUAUCAGCAGCCACAGCGAUAUCCCAUGCAGCAGAGGCUCUAGCAGAGUGGGCAGCAGUGAAGAUGAUGCCCCCUCCACGCCUGCAGUUCCUCUCAGUCAGACCUCCUUCUGCAGCAGCACCACCAGGGGCCUUUCAUUGCUUGACUACCCUUUGUACAUGUCUCGUCUUCUGGCCACAGAAGAAUCUCUCCCGCUUUCCAGCCCUGGAGUUGGCAGCGCGGAGACCAGCCCCAACCUCAAAGGAAACUGUACCUGUCAUCAGGUGGAGUACCCCAGGGGAAGUUCACCUGUAUGGGUCAACGCUCUCAUUGGUCGAAUCUUUUGGGACUUCCUGAGAGAGAAGCAAUGGACUGACAUGGUUUCACACAAAAUCCAGAAGAAGCUCAGCAAAAUCAGAUUGCCUUACUUUAUGAAUGAACUGACACUGACUGAGUUGGAUAUGGGCUUUUCCAUCCCACAAAUCAUAUCUACCUCCCGGCCAGAGGUUAACCACAGAGGCCUGUGGGUGGAGUUGCAGCUAGCCUACAAUGGCACACUACAGAUGACCCUCCAAACCAAAUUUAACCUGUCCAAAUUGGGUAAAGAGGGUGGACAGGACACUGAAUGGGUGACUGAAACUGGAAAUACACGCUGCAAACCUGUCCUAAGUGUGCUGGCAGACAGCGAUGAAGAGUCCUCCAGUGCAGGGUCAUCUGAUGAUGAAGAGUUUUUCAUGGCUCUGCCUCAGGGCCCCACUGGGGAAAAGGGCCCUUCAUCAGCUACAGAUGGGACAGGGGGUGGUCGGACUGGAAGGAAGAUUUUGAGAUUUGUGGACAAAAUCGCUAAGUCUAAAUAUUUCCAGAAGGCAACAGAGACAGAGUUCAUCAAGAAGAAGUUUGAGGAGAUGUCAAACACGCCUCUGCUGCUUACUGUCGAGGUUCAAGAGUUGUCAGGGUCCUUAGUAGUCAACAUCCCACCGCCCCCUACUGACAGGAUAUGGUAUAGUUUCUGCAUACCACCCAAGCUGGAUCUGCGUGUCCGGCCCAAACUAGGUGAAAGAGAAGUAACCUUAUGCCAAGUGACUGAGUGGAUUGAAAAGAAACUACAGGAUGAAUUCCAGAAAGUGUUUGUGUUGCCAAACAUGGAUGACAUCUAUGUUCCCAUGAUGCAGUCUGGUGCCGACGGUGCCUUCACACCUGCGCAUCAGUCCUCUCAUUCUUCACAUAGUUCAACUGAGUCGAUAAAGCGAAAUUCACCAGCGUAACUUCAACGGAAUAUGUCAAUAGCACCUCAGGAAGUCGUGAGGACUCUGUAUGAAACUAAACAAGAAUGUUUGCCACUGUCCAAAUUAAAGAUGACGAAAUGUACAUUGAGUACAUUAACCUGAGAAGACUCCUUCUGUUUACUAGCAGUCACCAAAAUGGACACGCUAUCUGUAGGUAUGUUUGCAUGGACACUUUUAUCCGGUUUAAAGGCCUGGUCAGAAUAAAAACACUUCAUGUACACACCGCAUUCGGAAUCCAUGUAAUAGAGAAUCAUUUUUUUCGAUGACUUCAACAACAUGUGAAAGCAGCCUCAAUAUUACACUGAGUGUGCCAGAUAAACUGCCUAUUCUUGUUGUUUGUUUUUACCUCUGCGUUGAUGUUUGGUCGCCUAUUCCCAUGAAUUUUAAAUCUAAAUGGUUCAACUUUACUCUUUCUGUAUCAGGCAGUUAAAUGCGGUAAACUACUCUGGUCGCAAAAUGAAGUAGCAGAUUAGCUCUUUUAGCUAACUGGCUAUGAAUACAUGAACAGUUCAAUGCAAUUUGAGCGAGAGGCUCUCACUCAAGAGCUUUGUCUAAUAAUGUGUUAAUAUGAUAUGUUAGCAUUUGAACUGUUUCAGCCUCAAUGCUAUUUAUAGCUAUUAACAAAAUUAAUAGAAUCAAUCUGUAUGAAUUCAUUGCCUAACUUUGGGAUAUAACCUCUAACAAUUUUUUAAUGUUUGCGCAUCAUAAUUUCCAGCUGUUUUACAAGCAGUUUAUUUGCAGUCCCUGUAAUCUGCAACAAGUUGUAUUUUUUUUAAAUUUCUAUUUGACUCAAGCAGCAUUACCCUUGCAAAUGGAUGUUAGAAAGUUAUUUGUUUGGAGCAAGGAUAAAUAAGAAAGGGAGAAUUAGAGAGGUAAGCUAGGUAACCCACCUAGGCAACAUAAACCACUUAUAGGUCACAACCUACCAGUUGAGAAACACUGAUUAAUGGUGUUGAAAUUCGCCUCCCCAGACAAGCCGCACGGAAACAGCGACAGUUGAACAAAGUGCCGCUCUGCCGAUGCUGCCUCUGCGCGCGCCAACCGGGAAGGCGGAACUUCGCGCGUUCAUCUCUGAUAUUAACCCUUUGUACUGACUCCAUGUUCCAAAAGUUUGAAAAAGACGCCGAAAGCAGGUUGACAAUUUAUUCGUCGACAAUGGUCAAAAACAAGGUAAAAACAGACGAUGGAGGGACAAUUCUGGAUCCAAAACAAGGCUACAUGUUUCCGAGCAGCAAAAUUGUGUGUUAAAAGUGUCUUAUCUCAGUGUCCAGUGUUUUUUGAGUCUGUGGGCCGGCUGGAGGUGUGUCCAGGCAUUGCUUUGGGAUCAUCCCUCUCUGGCCGGUUUCGGGCUGUUUAGGUUCGUGCGUGGAUGGGACGUGGUUGCCACAGUGACCGACGCUGGUCUUGACGUCACAAGCGCCUGCUAUCAACUUUGUUAUCCGGGCUGGCACUACUUGUUUUAGGACAAAGCGCGAUGGUCUUUGUCCUUGUUCGUUUGUCGGGAGGACUGAUUGCCAGAGUUGGUGCAUCAAUCUCGUGGCGCACACGUUUUGGGCUUCUGUGAUAAGAUGGCGUUGUGUAUCUAUUCUGUUUCUUUAAACUAUGGUGUGCUAUUUAUUUUACAUUAGGUGUGUUAGAGUAGUGCAGUCCUACAGUGAAUAUGAGAAAUGAUACUAUUCCCUGAUUGAUUAUAUUACGUGUGUUCGAGUAAUGCAAACAGUUAGACGGUGCCUACGAGAAACGGUACCAUUUUUCCUUUUCCCCCUCAUGAGCGCCGAUAAGGUGAUUCACUCUACUGUGUUCAAGGCCACUGAGUGGAGUCUGCCUAAACUAUAGUUAAUGAAUGUGUUAUACUAAUGCAAAAAAUUAUAUGGUGCGUGCGGGAACGGUACCUUUUCCCUUCAAUGGCAUUUAGUUACAGUGAUAUAUCUCUAUUUCUGUCCAGACAAAGUAAAGCAGCAAAGAGCAGGAAGAGGUGAAGGAAAGAUAGAAGUUUAGCAUGAGCAUACACAGCAAAAAGCCUGGUGUUGAAUUGAUUCUCACAGAGUCAAUUUCAACUCCUUUUCAGACUUUAUAUAGGUCCACACUUUCUAGAGUCAAAUUAACACUUUGGAAAUAGUUCAAUAUCAACACCACACCAAGAGUUCCUUCUUUAACUCUUUACCAGAGUUGACGUUAUUAGGCAAAUAACACUGCUCUGGGUUAAAUGUUUACUCCUUACCAGAGUUAGAAUAAAUAACACUGUGCUCUGAGUUAAAUAUUUUACUCUUUCACAGAGUUGAAUACCUAAUCAUUUUACUCCUUACCAGAGUUAAAUACAAUUGAUUUACUCUUUACGAGAGUUAAAUAAUUAAAUGUUUUUUUUACUCCUUCUGAGAGUUGAAUAAUUAAAAGGUUUUACUCUUUACCACAGUUAAAAAUAGGGAUUAGACAAAUGACAGUUUCACAUAUAAAACAUUUAUUAAAACAAAUAAAAUAUUAAAAUAAAUAAAACAUUUCGUUUGGCCAUGUUCUCCCCAGUCCAGUCAGUCUUUCAUUACAGCAGUAUAAAAUCAACUAUAAUAUAUAGAUGUUCAUCUGAGGCACUGUAUGAGCUCUGAACAUCGAACGGUGUGCAACAUUUCAGCUCAGACAUUUUAUUUAUACACCUUUCCUCACUUGUGGAUACUCUGAAAGCAUGACGAUGCUCAUCAAACAUCUCUGUAAACAUCAUGUUUGACAAAAAAUAAAUCUGGUCGCGACGCAGCACCGUGUUGGUCUGUUGGCUCAUCAAAUUCAAAAUGAAGUGCAGGUGUGUGAGUCGCGGUAGGAGCUUAUUUACAUCUAUCCUGAGUUGAGUUAACACUGAUGUCACACCAUUUAAAUCAGAGGGUGUUAAAAAUUACACUUUGGGAGUCGAAAUCAACUCCAGGGCGGAGUGAUUUGAAUCAACAAUUAAAAACAACUCCAAACACUUAACCAUUACACCAGACAGUGUUAAAACAACACUUUGGGAGUAGUAUUAACUCCGAUUUCCAUCAACUAUUUAAAAUGACUCCAGACACCUAACCAUUACACCAGAAAGUGUUAGAAUUGAGUGGUAUUAACUCGGGACUGAGUUGGAUAACAUUGACAUGAUCAACUCUUUCAAAUAACUCCAACACUGAACCCAAUUUAAAUACAAUGGUGUUAAAAUGACACAUUGGGAGUUGAAAUCAACUCUGAAAUGUUUAACCCUGGAAUUUCAACUCUUUAAUUUUUGCUGUGUAGGGGAAUUGAUUCAAGGGAUAGCUCAAUGUUGAAUACUGAUGGCUGAAAAAAAUAAAAAUUAUAAAAUGUCACUUUUUGACAGAAACUUGUAUUUUGGUUCAAUUAUAUAUAGUUGAAAGUGCUAUUUCUGACAUUUUAUGAUAGAUAAGCGCUUAAAAAUAAAAUUUUUUUAAAAAAUCGCUCACUCGCCAAUGCCCCGCUUUGCCCCAGUACUGUCUUAGGUCUUGUGACGUCCCUGCAUAGCAGACAUGGACUUCAUUUUUGUUUGCUGCGUGGAAAUAAAACUGUUUCAGACAUAUUAAUUCAUUGACAACAACAAGACGAAAAUGCAUCAAAAUACAAACCUUUUUAGUGAACACUUGGUUAAAAAAAAAAAAAAAUUAUAAAUGUGUACACUUCGUUAUUAUGCCGGCCUCAAAAAAAUUGCCGAUCAAUGUUCUUUAAAAACUUACCAUCUUUACCAUAAUUACAACUAUACAUGAACGUAUCAUCAAUCCGCAAAAUAAUGACGUUCUGAUGCAUGAACCCGCAGGACCUGAUAAGAUCAAUAUGUUUAGCGUCCAUGUACACACUGCAUCCGAUCAUAAUUUUAAUCUGAACACUGAUCGGAUUGAAUCAAUUUUGUCCAUGUAAACAUACCCACUGUUGUUAGCCCACAUAUUAUUUCAAUAAUUCAGUUUAUGGGGGACAAUUUGUACUGGUAUUGUUAGCAUCAGGUGUCACCACCAUGGUGCAUUUGGCACCAGGGAGCCCUCGAAGACCACAUCUUCUAAAAAUUGUACAGCAGUGAUGCGAAAUUAUGACUUCCUAAGAAUGAUGUAUGUGUAAAAAUGUUAUAAUUAAUUGUUUCUUGAUAUGUAUGUUUUCCCUAUGUUUCUUGAUGAUUGUUGUGAGAAAUCAUGAAAUGAAGUGUUUUUUAAAUAAAAGAAUAUCAUAAAUUAUUAAUAAUAAAUCAAACACUUGAGUAAAUUGUUUCAGAAUUGUGUAUCGAACUGGUACUUCUACUACAAAUUAAUCAGUACCUAAGAAGUACUCGGUUGGCUGAUGCUUAAAAAUUAACAAGCAAAAAUGAAAAGAAUGCACUUGAUUUAAUUCGGUCGUUCAAGAAAUACUUUAACUGUCAACUAUUGUCAUUAUUCAUUGUACGACUGUAUAAUAACAAUAAAGGGCUAUUCUAUUCUAUUUCCAGACUAAUUUGAAUAAAAAGCCCAUCCGAGCCUCCAUUUUCUGCUAUGCUCCUGACUGUGCAGGAUCACUGAUUAUGGCUUAAAAAGUAAUCUAGUUACCUUACUUAUUACUUUAUUACAGUGCUUAAUUUGUAAAUCAUAAGGUGCCGGAACACUAAGUACAUAUGACAGCGCAGGGAUGAUGAGACGGGCACAGGUCCCGGAACAUACGCAGAAAAUGGUGCUGAAAACAAUAUGCGUGCUGUGGGACUUACAAGCCUCAAUUUCAGAUAAUAUCCAUGGUAUAAAUGUUAUGACAACAAUUUACAAUUAUUUAGGCUAUACUCUGCACAGCACGGGCAAUUGCCCGCAUAACCAUAAGUGGGAAAUACAGUAACGUACAGUCUAACUUGUAAAACAUUAAAAAAAAAAAAAAUCAGAUUACAAUAAAUAACACGAAGCCAUUCUUUUGCUAGUUUCAUCCCCCCUGUCUUCUCCUGCCCAAAAGUUCCCACCACCUUACUAAUUGUGUAGCCCAAACCAGAAUUUUCCAUAAGGGUACUGUUGGUGGUCCACCUGGCUGAUUGCUGGCGCUGUAGCUGGCCCCUACUCCGGGUGACGCUGAACCUGACCAGCUGCUGCCACGGUAGCCUCCUGAUGCACCCGUUAGCAUGAUAGCUGCAGCUGCCCCCAUUGCCGGUUGUUGCUUUUCUGACUGGUUUUGAACUAUUCUCCUUCUUUUUGAAAAAAGACAGUAAAUGCAAGUGCCAUUUUGGCAUGCUGAAAUACCGUUUGGUCCUGGCUGAUUGUUCCCCAAAUGCCACAAAUUUCCAGUUUUUUUAAUUAAUUAAUUAAUUAAUUAUUAUUAUUUAUUUUUUUUUUAUGGCAUGGGCGUGAUUUGUUGGUCCAGCUUUUCAGUGCAUCAACAAAUCUACGACUCUUUCAAAUGAAGUUAAAUUUUUAUAGACAACAUGCAAUUCUUGGGAUUUGUUAUGUAAAUUAAUUUAUGCAAUUAUUAUUUUAUUUCAUACUGUAAUGUCCGCAACUAUGCAAGGUCCCUUUAAGAGACGCUGGGACUGGAGAGCUGUGAGGUAGUAGGAAGCGAGGGGGGGCCGGGCGAGAAGCAAAAGUUAGUGGUCGAAU